UAUUGAUAUAUGCACUCGUUCGCUUCGCUCUCUCGUGCAGAUAUCAAUAUCACCUCGUAGAUAAAAAUGAUAUUCCUCAAAAUCAUAGGAUAUCCUAUAAAUAUGUACUUUGUAAAAAAACAAAAGAAGUUUUUAAAUUUCAACAUUUAUAUUGACAGCUUCUUAUUGGCAUUUAAAGGAGGAGGCAAAUUAAAACCCUAUAAUCGCUCCGAGAAGGGAAGAUAAAAAGUGCUACUUUAUUGACUGGUCACGUGGCGUAAAAGGUCAUUAGAACUUCUCAACUUUUCAUUGAGGUCUUGCCAAUAAAUAAUUAGGUUCAUCUUUUUCAUAUCAUGUGAGAAUGAUCACCUUAUAAAAUUAUUUCUUUGCAAAUAAAUUUUUAACAAGGGUUAAAUGAUCAAAAAUACGUCAACACUAACCAUUUCACUUUGCUACUCCCUUUGAUAUAAUCUAUAGGUUUUCACUCAACUGGCAACUUAAUAUUAUAAAAUUGAUGAAGGGUAAUCGAUUUCACAACUGAAUCUAAAAAUAAUCACGGUGCUUGGUUGUCAUUUUAACAAUGCGGGUUAUUUGAGACAUUAUGUUCCGAUAGGCUGGAAUGUGUGAUCAAAUAAUUUAAGCCCAGAAUUCAAUGAAUUCUAAGAUGAUUGAACAACUUUUGUAUUGUUUCCAGACUAUGCAUUUGUGCGACAGCGACAAGACGUACACUUUGUAGACAUGAGUGGAUUAAAUAUCCAACAUCCAUUAAGUCAUAAGCUUAAAUUCUUUUCACACAUUGUAAAAUAUUUUUUACAGUAUCUCCUAAAAGACCAUAAACUUUGACAUUUGAUCUGCAUAAGCAUCUGUCUUGUUAUUCCUUAAGAUACUAUUUAUAUGUUCUGAACUGCCAACUGAAAGGAUGUAAUUGACAGGGGUAAUCAAUUUUAUUGAAGCUAAAAAAUAGCCAGUAGUUCUUUGUCAUAAUUUCAAGAAUGCAUAUCAUUUGAAAUGCUGGGUUUGAUUGGUUGGAAUCUUAUAUAUCAAACCUAGCUACAUGUAUAUUUGAGAGUUUAGCCAAUCAUUACAUGUACUUUUAAACAACCCAAAAUGUCAUUAACCUGAUUCAAACACAUCAGUUUGUAUGCAUAUGUUAAACUAUCAACUAUAUAGUCAACUAUCCUAUAAAUCAAAAGCUGAACUUCAACAAAAUAUUUAGUGUGUGAUUGAGAUCAUAAAGUACAAUGUACCUGUAUUGUGUCAAAAUAGGUCAGUUGAAAGACAUCUCUUAUUCUGUAGAGUUUUAUUGUACUAUCUAAACAUUAUUGGUCAUUUCACUAUAUUAAUAAAAUUUAUCACUAGAUGUGUAAAAAAUAUGUGGGAUGGUUUAAAUCAGGAAAUGGACAUCUAUAUUAAAACACAUUUUGUAGAUAUUGAAGUCAGCAUUUUACACUGCAGUGUCUUCUUUCAUUGUACAUGUAUUUCUGAAUUGCAUUUUCUAUGCAAUUUGUUUAAACAACCUAUAUACUUCUUUUUUGUCCUAUAUCUUCAAACCAUUCAAACUUUUUAUGUUUUUUGUAUUUUUUAUGAAGACAGCUUCUUGCCUAUAUACUUUGAUUCAUACCCCACUUGUGUUAUCUUGAGUUACGAAUGGAAUGCUUGCCUCGAAAGCAUCACUAUUCAUUGUAAAUGUACGAGGGUUGCUUACUAAAUAAUGAAAAAAUAAAAAAUACUCCGGGUAACCUCAUCCAUAUAUGUUACAUUUGAUCUAACUUUAAAAGCACUAAGAAUAAAAUAUUUGGUUGAAUAUGAAGACACACGUAUUGCCUUUAAUCUACGAAAAUUUCAUCUUUUCCUUCACAAAUAAGAAACUGGGACCAUUUGUACCAGUAUUACCUGACCGACCCUCGUACAUAUACAUGUAGAUAUCACAUGUGAUUUCAAUACAGGCGGCACUUUAUCGAAUAUUAAAGCACUCUAAUGCAAAAAGAAAUCGACAAUGAAUUUCAUACAAUUUUCCAUAUUACUGGUUUUAUGCUUUACAACAAUAAGGUGUAGCAAAAUUUUGAUUAUGCCUAUGGAUUUUGGAUACAACAGCAGAUUGAUGAACAUGCUAAAGAUAGGAAAUGAGUUACUUGGUGCAGGUCAUCAAAUCACUGUGCUGGUGUCGGACAAUAUUGAGGAAGAUGCAUUGUACAAGAUGGUGGAAAGGGACAGUAUAAGAACGUCAUUUGAAGUAAUACGCUAUCCCAUGCCUCCGGUUGAUCAAACAAAUGAUGAAAAUUCUCUUAAUCAGGAUUGGAUUAACAGCAUGAUUGAAGCUGGCAGUGGCGUUGAAAAUCUUAAACAAUUCAUGGACAUAUUUUGUUUUACCUUCUCUCAAUCACUGAAGGUCUGGGACCAGAUAGCCAAUGAAAAUUUCGACCUAAUUAUAGCAGACGAAGGGAUGCAUUCUGCACGUUUGAUUUCUGCCAGCCUCGAUAUUCCAUUGAUUAUAUAUUCAAACUGGGGACCAAUGACUGCUGACAUUGGAUAUGUACAAAGGUUUAAUCUUGCUUAUGUACCCGCCUUCCUCAAUGCACUUACAGAUACUAUGUCCUUCACAGAAAGAGUUUCAAACAUAUGGGAAUAUGUUCACCUUCGAGUAACAAUGUCGGAUUUGUUCGAAAAAAUGAUAGCGAUUUGUAAAGAAUCUGGCCAUGGCGAUGCCUGUGAUAACAUACGAGAUUCACCUAAGACUGUCUCAUUGGUGUUCAUCAACAGAAAUGAUGCCCUGCAUUACCCGGCCCCCUUCAUGCCACACGUCAUAUCCCUCGAGGGAUUUUUCAUGGACAAGCCAAAACCUUUGAGCCAACACUAUGCAGAUAUCAUAAAACAAGCUGGAGAUAAUGGAAUUAUUGUUGUGAGCUUUGGAUCAAUGUUUCGUAGACUCUGGCCUGAACUUCGUUCUAUAUUUGCCAAAGCAUUCGCAGCUAUGCCCCAAACGGUGAUAUGGAGUUACGAAGGCCCUAGGCCAGAAGGUCUUGGUAAUAACACUAUUGUUAAUAAAUGGAUACCUCAACAAGACUUAAUGAGCCACCCUGCGACUAAGCUUUUUGUUACCCAAUGUGGAGCUGCAUCAUCCUUCCAGGCUUUGAAUAACGCUCUACCAACCAUUGGAAUCCCAUUCUUCUGGGAUCAAUUUUACAACUGCCGUUUACUUUCCGAUCGAAUAAAGUCAGGCAAGACAAUCUCCUUGAAGAAGAUCACCAGUGAGGAACUCCAGCGAGCCAUGGAGGAAGUUAUUAAAGACGAAACAUACAAGGAGAAUGCUAACAAAGCUGCAGCGAUAUACCAUGAUCAACCAAUACCACCACGAGAUAAAGUCGUCUACUGGGCUGAAUACGUAAUACGCCACAAGGGUGCACCUCAUUUGCGCUCCCAAGCCGCUAAUGAACUGAAUUUUUUUCAGUACUUCUUACUAGAUAUCGUAGCACUUGUAUGUGUUGUCUGCAUUAUUGUUGGGAUAAGUGUAACUGUAUUGAUAAAAAAGACCAUCGGCUUCUUUAGAAACAUCAGAAAGAACAAAAUUGACUAAACAUCAUCAAUGAAAAUAUGAAUAAAAUGAAUACACUUUAAAAACAGACUUGCGCUACGGUAAAUCUCUGCUUCAUGAUGUAUAAAAGUCGUGAACUAUUCUUAUCCAAGAUGAAUACUAAAAAAUAACCCCAAUGAGUAGCGGAUACCAACGAAGAUGUAUUUAUUUUAUUUUAUCAAAUCACUCAUCAUUUUGAAGAUAACAUGAUAGAAACAACCGGGUAGUAUAGAAUGAAUAUAUGAUGCAUGUAUUUCAUGUAUUUCCGAUACAUGUUCAUUUGAUCAAAGGAAUUUUACUGAAUAUUCAUGACCAUACUAGUAUGUAU
Messenger RNA from Owenia fusiformis, 3878 nucleotides. The record is from the annotation of a GenBank genome assembly. NCBI's taxonomy places the organism in Eukaryota, Metazoa, Annelida, Polychaeta, Sabellida, Oweniidae.